Thecamonas trahens ATCC 50062 is the source of this 1068-nucleotide messenger RNA. RefSeq lists its product as uncharacterized. The transcript has 2 exons. The record is from RefSeq and is a predicted model, not a curated record. Gene Ontology annotation, biological process: positive regulation of cytoplasmic translation. NCBI's taxonomy places the organism in Eukaryota, Apusomonadida, Apusomonadidae. Bases 1 to 1068 code for a protein of 355 amino acids. Gene Ontology annotation, cellular component: cytoplasm. Gene Ontology annotation, molecular function: single-stranded RNA binding; zinc ion binding; translation regulator activity.
AUGUCUGUGGAGUCGGACUCGCUCAGCUACGACCUUGCUCCCGGUGAUGAAGACGCGCCCAUUGACCUUCAAUCGGAGGUGGAGAACAUGUUUGACGAGGACAUGGAGGCCGAGCAAGUGUUGGCCAAACUCAUGAGGCGCCACAACCGGUACUCGCAGAGCUUUGCAAACAAGGUGGUGCGUGAGACGAACAGGCACAACUUCCUGCACAGCUGCCUCACGUGUUCGCACAUGUUCGACUCGUGGCGCCAGCUGAAACAGCAUUUGAUCCGCGAGAAACACAUCAAGUCAGGCAAGACCCACAAAGCUCAGCAACGGCAAGAGCUCGAAGAGCUCGACAAUCGUGUCCGGGACAAGGAUCCUGACGACUACUCGCCUGCCGAGUUGCGCACUAUGCAUGCCAAGGGGCGCGGCGCGGCGUGGACUAGCCGGCAUGCACCGCUUGAGCUGGUGGAGGAGCGACUCAUGGCGCGGGCGGCGGAUGAGGAUGCGCUAGUGAAGGAAUACAUGGCCCAGCACGGCAUCGAGAAUGUCCGCGGCGGCGCGUACUCGAGCGUCACCCUCUCGCAUGUGCAGGCGCAAGCGCUGGUCACCGAGCUGUGGCAUGCCGAGGACCGCUGCCUCGGGUGUGGCAACCAGGGCCACUACGUCCGCGACUGUCCAGCUGACUCGGAGUCGUACGAUACCGAGUCGGACGAUUCGCCGUCGCCGCCACCUGCACGGGUGGUCUGCUACGCGUGCGGCGAGACCGGCCACGUGCGCCCUGCCUGCCGUUACAAGUCGGCCACAUGGUACACCUGUGGCGUGCUGGGCCACAUCGCGCCCGUCUGCCCCCUGGGCGCCGACGCGGGCUCGGGCUCGUCGUCGAGCAGUCCUGAGGUGCCGCUCCGCUCGUCACGGUCGUCGCGGUCAUCACGCACGCCAUCACGGACCUCGCGCUCCUCAGGUGUAGUGUGCUUUGCGUGCGGCCGGUCAGGGCACGUCCGACCUGCUUGCCGAUACAAGUCGGCGACGUGCUACUCGUGCGGGGAGUAUGGCCACAUCGUCCCUGCGUGCCCGAACACGUGA